Molecule: messenger RNA, 3777 nt
Organism: Culicoides brevitarsis
Lineage: Eukaryota; Metazoa; Arthropoda; Insecta; Diptera; Ceratopogonidae
Gene: Cbl
Product: E3 ubiquitin-protein ligase CBL
Exons: 9
Coding region: 230-2998 (922 amino acids)
Biological process (GO): cell surface receptor signaling pathway; negative regulation of epidermal growth factor-activated receptor activity
Cellular component (GO): membrane raft; plasma membrane
Molecular function (GO): ubiquitin protein ligase activity; SH3 domain binding; phosphotyrosine residue binding
Source: RefSeq, a predicted model, not a curated record
AAUAGCCAUAGUUUCUGUGCAAACAAUUCAAAAUAAACGCCAAUCUCUCGUCCCGCAAUCAUGAUCCAAUAAUGACUAAUUGUGCAAGUGUCUAAGUGCGAAAAUGCGUACGCGGAAAAUCAAGUGAAAAACACCCAAAACACACACGCGAGCAAACACGGUCGAGAAAAAAGACGAGAGUGUGAAAGAAGAAAAAAAAAUACGAAGAAAAAAAACAAACACAAAUAUCAUGGCGACCAAUUCAUCGAAUACAGGUUGGAAUAAUUUUUCCUUCCUCAGUAAGUGGCACUUGAGCAAGCUCAGUGACCCGUUUCAGCAGCAAAAAUUCCUCACGGACAAGAAAACGCUCGAAAAGACGUGGAAACUCAUGGACAAAGUAGUGAAAUUGUGUCAGCAAAGCAAAAUGAAUCUGAAAAACUCACCCCCAUUCAUUCUGGACAUUUUGCCAGAUACAUAUCAAAGAUUGCACCUAAUCUAUUCUAAAUACGAAGAUCAAAUGCAUUUACUACACAAUAACGAUCACUUUAACAUUUUUAUCAAUAAUCUCAUGCGGAAGUGCAAGCAGGCCAUUAAGCUGUUCAAGGAGGGCAAGGAGAAGAUGUUCGACGAGAAUUCCGGGUACCGCCGAAAUCUCACGAAACUCAGUCUCGUCUUCUCGCACAUGCUGAGCGAACUGAAGGCCAUCUUUCCCAACGGGCUCUUUGCCGGCGAACAAUUUCGCAUCACCAAGUCGGACGCCAAUGAAUUUUGGAAAUCGCGAUUCGGCAAUAGCACCCUCGUACCAUGGAAAAUAUUUCGACAUGAGUUAUCUCAAGUGCAUCAAAUUUCAUCCGGACUGGAGGCGAUGGCACUAAAAACGACAAUUGAUCUUACGUGCAAUGAUUAUAUAUCAAAUUUUGAAUUUGAUGUCUUUACAAGGCUGUUUCAACCAUGGAGUACACUUCUGCGUAACUGGCAGAUACUUGCAGUGACACAUCCGGGUUAUGUUGCAUUUCUAACGUAUGACGAGGUGAAGGCGCGUCUCUCAAAAUAUAUUACAAAGGCUGGUAGUUAUGUGUUUAGAUUAUCGUGUACAAGGUUAGGACAAUGGGCGAUCGGAUAUGUCACGGCUGACGGAGAAAUAUUGCAGACGAUACCGCAGAAUAAAUCGCUGUGUCAGGCGUUACUUGAUGGGCAUCGUGAGGGAUUCUACUUGUAUCCCGAUGGACGACCGAAUAACCCAGAUCUGUCGUUUGCUGUACAAAGUCCUCUUGAAGAUCACAUCACUGUCACCCAGGAGCAAUAUGAACUCUACUGUGAAAUGGGAAGUACCUUUCAACUGUGUAAAAUAUGCGCGGAAAAUGACAAAGACAUUAGAAUUGAGCCCUGUGGACAUUUACUGUGCACGCCGUGUCUCACCGCGUGGCAAGUUGACUCCGAAGGACAAGGUUGUCCAUUUUGUCGCGCAGAAAUCAAAGGAACUGAACAAAUUGUCGUCGAUGCGUUCGACCCGAAGCGACAACACAACCGUAACUCUGCCAAUGGCAAGCAGCAAGUGGAAGAUCACGAUGACGAUCCUGAGGACGGCGAUUUUAACAUACAAACAUCAUCACUACAUGCAUUAAGUAACACUUUGUCUAGAAAUCCAAAGCAUAGUCCACCCGGUUCGCCUCAACUCUCACGUAGAACGCCACAACUGCAAUAUAGCAACAACACAACUAGCACAAAUUCAUCCGAGAGUCUGUACGCGACACAAACGCCCUUGCCGCCAUUACCGCCACCAACAACGACGCACAACAUAAACGGCAAUCUAGCGACUCACACUAACAUUUCCCUAUCUAGCAUGGACGGUGCCGCCACAACUGAAGUCUCGUCUGCCUCUUCUUCAUCCUCGUCGUCGUCAGCAGCUUCAGUUCCGAAAUUGUCCUGCAAAAAUAACGGAGCUUUAGCACGUGGAAGUAUCAAAAAACCUCUUGAAGAUGCGAAAGAGCUCAAAGCGCCUCCCUUGCCGCCACGAAAAGCUUCAAGCAACAACAACAAUAAUUCGUCGUCGCAAGUGCCCGGCUCCCAAACGAUGCACGAGAUGAGCAACGGUCACAACAGCAGUGAAAAUAUCACGACUUUGUGCGAUUUUGAUGUGCCCCGUACGACAGCGCCUCCCAUUCCGAAACACCAGACGCCUCCGCCGAUCGCCUCGCGUACCGCAAUCGAUCAAUUAUCGCACGAUUUCGCGGCAAUUUCGACCCAACCCCCUCCGCCGCCCCUCCCGAAUCACCAUACCAUCAACGACCAAGACGUGGAAACGGUAAUUGUGGGUCCUGCCGAGACAAUUUCCGGCAUUAUUGAUACACGACCGAUCGCACAUCGCAAACCGAUUGUCACGCAGGAACAACAAAACAACUUGUACCACAUGAAAAAUGCGACAUCGUCGCCGCAAAUGCACGUGCGAAAUGCCUCGUUGCCCGCAACAGUUAACACCACAACCACAAACUCGAGUAGUAAUAGUAGCAGGUCUACGACAAAUGUCAGCGAAACGCUCCCGAAGCCAGUUCCGAAGCCGCGAAUUGAUGUCCCGCCGGAAAUUAUAAGACCCGCGAGGACGCAUAGCGAACAAAGACCCAAUUCGACGCCGCAUGCCGCUUCGGAUCAUUUUUUAUAUGAGAAUAUGACGCUGAGUGGCGGCGGCAACGGCGGGAGUGCGACAACAAAUCCAACUAGUACAACGAUGAAAUUGACGACGACGACGACGACAGGAUCGACAACAACAACAAUGAUGCCGCAACACGCGACAAUGAAGGACGCCACUUCCGUUGGGUCUGUCAAUACGAAUCAUUUAACUGGAAAAGACUGCGAGAAUGUGCCAUACGAGAACAUCAACUUGGAUUAUAUUACAAGACUGAUGAACGAGGGUUACUCGAAGGAGCAUGUGAUAACGGCAUUAGGCAUUUCAAGAAACAAUAUCGACGUCGCUACCGACAUGUUAAAUGUUUUUGUGCGGAAAGGCGGAGGCUCUGGUUAGCAUCAACCGUAAAUUACUUAAAAAGAACUUUUUCAUUCAUUCUUAUACAAAAUAAAUUUAGACAUAAUUUAAGUAAAAAAAUAUUUAUUUGUUUCUUCAAAAAUGUUAAAUAAUAAUUUUUUUCGCUUAUAAUCGCCUUGGUUGUGAUUUUUUCAUUCAAAUUUUAUUUUUUUUAUUACAAAAAAUGCUUUAAAAUAAUUUAUUAACAUUCGAUCCGUACUAACAUUUUUUUUUUAUUUUUAAGCUUAAACCAAAAAUUAUAAAUUAAAAAAAAUUGCAAAGAAACCAAAGAAAAAAAAAAGAAAGAAGACGAGAUAAGCUGCGUUACAAUCAAACAUUUACGAAUUUAUCUUUCUACAAACCAAAAAAAUGAAAUCUUGUCCAAUUUUAUGAGUUAGUCAAAAGAAAUUACUUACAUUUAGUAUUAUUAGCAUAUGUAUAAAAUAUGUAUGAUGAUGUAUAAAAAUUAACGAGAAUCAAUCUUAAUGAUUAGAAAUGAGGAAAACAUAAAGCAAUAGGCAUUACCUAUAAAUUAAAUUAAAUUAACUAUGAUUACUACUUGUGUAAAUGGAACAAAAAAAGAAUUAGAACACAAUUAAAAAAAAAACAAUUAUCGUUCAUCUAAAAAAAAAACUACGAAAAAAUCUUAAAAACGCUUAUUUUUGUGAAAUUUUUUAACGUGUAUCGCCGAAUUAAUCUAAAAAACUGAAUUUUCCGUUAACAAUGAAAAACAAAAGCAAACCAUACUCAAAGAAUGCAAUAGAAAAACAAAAAAUAAA